UGUCAAAAUAUAUGAAAAAAUAUAAAAAAAUUGCUUUUGCAAUGACAGAAUUUCUGAUACAUUUUUUACACUAACAUUGAAUAUAGUGAUUUCAUAUUAUUACUUUAACAUAAAAUUGACAUGAAAUCGUUUUGUGAGAGAUGAGCGUCUUCGGGGAUUUUCAGCGUGUGUGGGUGCAACGUUUUCCAGAGAGCACUUUACCAGCCGCUUGGGAAGACGAUGUCAGGGCCAAUUUAGCUAAACAUAAACAGAAAGUAGCUAUACUUAGGGAAGAGUUAGAGAAAGAAGAAUUCUAUGUCGAGUAUUUGGAGACAUUGCUGUCUGAUGUCGAGAAACAUAAAGCUUCCCAAGGAAGUAGGACGGCGCCGCCCUCAGGGAUUGACACGAAUGACGAUAAAACAUCUGAUAGCAAACAAGAUUCUAACACUGACUCACUCUCAAAGAAAAGUGAAACAAGUCUUAAGAGUGAUGACUCAGCGGAGGCUCCUGACUGUGAAGAGGUACACUUGAGAAACAAACCUGUAAAUUUUGCUGAAAGGAGUUCCGUUAACCAAUGCAUAAACGAACUGUCAUCAAACCUUGCAGCAGAAGCUCGAAAACGGUGCAACAGUGAAAUUGUAAAACGAACUGAUAAUGAUAUAAGCGAUGUAGAAUCAACUAAUAAAACUCAAGCUAAAAACCGUCCAGCAUCACAAGCAGGUGAUUUUGUAACAGUGAUUGAAGUUAAUGGUUUAAAAGCAGUUGAGAAUGCUGCUAAGAAAUUGGAUGAAUCACCACCAUCCUCGGAAAGUAGUUCUACAGAUCCUGCAUCUGCUACUAAGAAGAAAGUGCCACCAAAGCCACCUCCAAAAGUUUUCAACAAACGUGGAGCUUCACUACCAGAAUCAGGUUUGGCCGAAGACAGUCCCCCAUCGUCGCUGGGAAGAAGACUACGAAACGCCGAUUCUCGGGAAUCCAUUGCCAGCAGAGCGUCUACACCUUCAAUUAGUGAAAGGGUAAAAAGCUACGAGUCAAUCAACUCAUUGUCUUCGGAACGCAAGCGGUCCGGCGGCGCGGCCACGCCCCUCUCCAUCGACGAGGAGGCCACGUCCUGCACGCCCGACCCGCCCGACGCCUCCGACGACAAGUCGGCGCCGAUAUCGCUAGAGAGCAUUCCCGCCGUCGUGCGCUCCGCCGAGGACGAACCCUACUACGACCAAGUCCCGGUGGACAUCAACGAUGGAGAAUAUGUUUAUAUACAAGCAGAAGGCAGGGACCGUUUCCGGGCGCUGUCGGACUGGGGCGUGGUGCCGGCGGGCGCGGGGUCGGAGGACAGCUCGAGCGCGGGCACGCUGCCGCCCGCCGCGUCCGCGCCGCCCGCGCCCGACUCGCCGCUCUGCGCCACCGCGCCCAACUACGUCAACAUACACUACUUCAUACAACAAGCUGGCGAGGGUACGGAACCGAGCGAGACGAGCUCCGAGCUGGCAGACUCCAGCGACACCCCGCUCCUGCUGCGAACUAUUUCAUCGGACACAGAGGCCAGCGCUACGCCGCCGGUUUUAAGAAAACUUCAACAUCAGGAAUCUAACAUCAGCAGCAAUGCAGAGGCCGAGCGUCUCACGAUGCACCGUUGCAUUGUCACAAGUAUCAUAGAAAGCGAGACUGUGUAUGUGGAAUGCCUCUAUGUAAUGGAGAAGUACAUGAACGCUAUAAAAGCCACACUAUCGACGUCUCAACCUGUCAUAACAGAGGAAAAAUUCGGUACAAUAUUCUAUAAAAUAUCAGAGUUGCACGACUUGCACAAGAGUUUCCUUGAAGGUCUAAAAAAUGCUGUCGCCAGUUGGGAAGAACCAUUAUCUGUAGGAAUCCAUUUUAAAAAAAUGGCUGAAAAUAUAAACGUAUAUGGGGCGUUCCUCCACAACUACGGGCGCGCCACGGACGCCGUGCGACGGCGCUGCGCGACCUCGCAGCGCUUCGCCGACCUCACGCGACAGAUCACGUGUCGCGGACAGCCGAUGUCGCUCGACGAUCUCCUGCAUAAGCCUGUAGCUCGUGUGCAGAAGAACGCACUAGUUUUACACGAUCUUAUUAAGUACACACCGGCGAGUCACCCCGAUCAUGCGAUGUUAACCGAGGCCUUGAAUAUGACGCAACAUUUCUUAGACGAAUUCAAUAUUAUACAAACUAAGUCCAUGUUUCCGAACGCAGACAGAGCACAGCGGAGACUCGUAAAAAACUCUUUUAUCGUCGAACUAUCAGAUGGACAUCGAAAAUUGAGACAUCUAUUUCUUUUCAACGACGUUAUCGCCUGCGCUAAAUACAAGGCUUCCGGGAGAGAUAAAUUCACGUUUGAGCUGAAGUGGUUCAUUCCGCUGCCGGACAUCGUGGUGGUGGAGGACGAGGGCGCGGGCGGCGCGGCCGAGCGCGAGGCGUCGCCCGCCAACAUCGUGGCGCUCAAGUCGCAGGCCUGCACCGUGCGCGACAUCAUCCUGGCCGAGGAGCGCGCCACGCAGGACGACAAGAAAAUACGCCUGGGUGGUCGCGGUGCGGCGGAAAAACAACGGAAAAAACUUUCGGAGCUCGAAGGACAGCUAGUUCUGGCGUCUCCAAACCUGGUGUUCCGAGUGGGCGCCCGGGCGCCGGGCUCCACGACACUGCAGCGGCAACACAUAUUCUUCCUCAGCUCGGAAUAUGAACGCACGCAGUGGAUUGAUUCCAUUCAUGCCUUACAGGCAUCGUCUGCACCUCCCGCCGGCACCAGUACUGUAUCAAUGUUAGAACUUCAAGGAUGGGUGACGGCAUGUCGCAGCUACCUGCAGACAGACAUGGGCUCCUACCUCCUUCGGAGCGGUAGAGAUGACUCUUUGCUGCUAGGGGACUUGCAACUACAUAUAGGAGGCAUGACUGCACCUUUGGAUACUUCAGCUGACUAUUACAUCGUGGUGGAGGUGGAUUCGUAUGGGCACUACUUCCGCAAGGCGAAGUCUAAGCUGGUGUGUCGCAGUGCGCAGCCGCGCUGGAACGAGAGCUUCACACUCGACCUCGAGGGCUCGCAGAACUUACGGCUGCUGCUCUACGAGGACGCCGCUCGCCCGGUUCUCCGGGGGAAGUGUACGCUUAAGUUGUCCCGCGAGUGGGUGGGCGAGAGCGUGUCGCGCACGGUGUGCGUGGGCGGCGGCUCGCUGCCGCUGCGCGUGCGCUUGUUGCCGCCCGAGCGCUCCGCGCGACACGUGCCCAGCGCCAAGCCCGGCGCGCUCUUCGGCGCCAAAAUCACGCACGUCGCCAAACGUGAAAAACGAAACAUCCCUUUCAUUAUAAGCGCGUGCGUGCGCGAGGUGGAGCGCCGCGGCAUCGGCGAGGUGGGCAUCUACCGCGUAUCCGGCAGCGCCUCCGACCUCAACCGGCUCAAGAAGAGCUUCGAAACUAAUGCAUACGAAGCUGAACAGUUAUUAAAAGAGGUUGACGUACACUCUGUGACUGGAGUAUUGAAGCUGUACUUACGUGAAUUGCCGGAGGCAUUGUUUACUGACGCUUUAUAUCCAGAAUUGUUACGGGCUUGGGGAUCAACACAGGGUGCUGGGGCCUCUACAGAUUCAGGGCCGGCACACACGAGGCGCCACGCACUACUCAAAUGUUAUGCACAACUUCCAGACCUCAAUAAGAAUUGUAUUGAUUUUCUCCUUAAUCAUUUUGUCAAAGUUAAUCAGCACGAGGGCGAGAACAAAAUGUCUCUGCACAACCUGGCUACCGUAUUCGGGCCGACGCUGUUGCGGCCGAGCGCGGCGGGCGGCAAGCUGCGCGCAGACCAGCUGGCGGCCGGCACCGUGGACGCCAUGGCGCAGGCCGGCAUCCUCUACACACUGCUGCAACAACGACACCUCGCGCAGCACCUGUCCGCGCACCGCCCGCACGCGAACCCGCCGCCGUUACUCGAUUGAACUUCAUAUUGAGUCACCUUAUCUGUUAUACCAUCGACCUAAUUAUUUUUAAAUUUAAAAUCUGCGUCGCAAUAAUUAUUUUAGUUUGAAUGGGAAAACCGGUAAUGUGUAUCUCGCAGUCAACUGGUUAUAUUGCAUAUUUCACAUUCCAAGCUGAUACAAACUCGAUAUUCACAAAUCUGAAUUUUCAUGCUGAGAUUAAAUAAAGAGCAAAAUAAACAUGUAUUAUAAAUAAUUUCUUGCACCAUAAGAGAUUGAUAAACUAAUAAGAUAAUCCAGUUAUAAGAUGGAUUAUAUUCAAAACCACUGCCGACAGUAUUAGGAAACAAAAACUUUACUUCUGCAGUCAACAAAAAAUGUUGUUGAAAAACAUUUUUUUCAAUGUUGUUUCUAACAGGUUUUAUUAGUAUGAAUCAAAUCUUAGGAAAACAUGUUUAAAAUACCUUUGCUUUUGUUUUUCUUGUUUUUUUACCACUUUAGGUUAUGUACAUUAGCUUUACACUAUGAAGUACGUUUUAUCUAAGCAAUAGCUCAAAAUAAAUAUUUCAUUGCCAUACUUAAUAUUUUGAAUUCUACCCGAUUCAAAGAUGAUAAAAAUGAUAGUUGUGUAAUCCUAAGUCACUAAAAUUGAUUAACUAGUAUUAUUAUUAUCAUAUUAAAACUUAACUUGUCAUCACAAAUUCUGAGUGACCACUCUCAUUUAUAUUCAGAAUAACUUAUGGCACAAAAUGUUUGUGAAAUAAUAUCACAAAAUGCACUUUUGCCCUGACUGGGUGUUUUUUGUAAUCCAUUCAUUCAAGAAUCGAUUCUAUCGACGCUAAUUAUAUAAGAACACCAUAAAUAACGAAAUAAGUAUUGAUAGUCAUAUUAUAAGAAAAAGUUCGACUAUGUCGUAAUAAAUUAUUACAUUUAGAGUUAUUUUACAAGUGCUAGUGACAAGGUAUAGAAAAAUCAAUCUUACAUAUAGAUACAACUAAGUAUAUUUGUAUUUCUAUAUUAUAUUUUGCAUGCUUUUAUAUUGCAAUCGUU
Messenger RNA from Vanessa tameamea, 4949 nucleotides. It is a transcript of the gene RhoGAP1A, whose product is annotated as active breakpoint cluster region-related protein. Lineage: Eukaryota; Metazoa; Arthropoda; Insecta; Lepidoptera; Nymphalidae. Gene Ontology annotation, molecular function: GTPase activator activity; guanyl-nucleotide exchange factor activity; protein serine/threonine kinase activity. The record is from RefSeq and is a predicted model, not a curated record. Gene Ontology annotation, cellular component: membrane. The coding region runs from base 141 to 3920 and encodes 1259 amino acids. The transcript is spliced from 21 exons. Gene Ontology annotation, biological process: protein phosphorylation; positive regulation of GTPase activity; intracellular signal transduction.